UUUAAUUUAUUUAACUUUGGUCUAUAAAUAAUAAUUGUGAUCUAACAAUGCCACUUAUUUCAGUAUAAUUACGCCAUAUGAUAACUGGAUUUACUUGAUAUUUUUUAGCAGUUCCUUUUGCAACUCGAAAUGACAAAUAUGCCUUUGCCUAUGGCGAGUUCCGCCAAGGCGCUCGCAAAGGAACUCAUGAAUCUCCAAGAAGAGCCUGUUGAAGGUUUUAAAAUAACGCUUGUCGAGGAAAAUAAUUUAUAUGAUUGGCAAGUGGCUAUUUUCGGGCCACCAGGAACAUUAUACCAAGGUGGAUAUUUCAAAGCGCAUAUUCGAUUUCCGGGAGAUUACCCGUACUCCCCACCUUCAUUUCGAUUUCUUUCACAUAUUUGGCAUCCAAAUGUUUAUGAAAACGGUGAGGUGUGUAUAUCCAUACUACAUGCUCCUAUCGAUGACCCCCAAGCUGGUGAACUUCCUCAAGAGCGAUGGAACCCAACACAGAACGUUCGAACUAUUCUUAUGAGUGUGAUUUCUCUACUAAACGAACCCAAUACAUUUUCACCGGCCAACGUCGAUGCCUCGAUAAUGUUUCGAGAUUGGCGUGAACGAAAAAGUACUAAAUACGAAGACUAUGUAAAACAACAGGUUCGUGAUAGUCAGCGUGAAGCUGAAAGAGACGGAGUAGUGGUGCCAACAACUGUCGAGGAAUAUUGCGUGAAGACUACAGUAUCUCAUGACAGCGAUAGCGCAUUAAACGUAGAAGAAUUUUAUGACGAAGAUAUGGAAUUUUGCGGCGAUGACGACGAGGACGCACCAGAUGUUGACACAGAUUGAUUUAUACUUUGGCUGUAACAAAAUACAACGAUAGUGUAAGAUAGACA
Messenger RNA from Ciona intestinalis (vase tunicate), 869 nucleotides. Its product is annotated as ubiquitin-conjugating enzyme E2 R2-like. The record is from RefSeq and is a predicted model, not a curated record. Lineage: Eukaryota; Metazoa; Chordata; Ascidiacea; Phlebobranchia; Cionidae.